AUGAUAGCAUGUGAAGAGAAAUAUAAACAUUUGUUGUAUUCUGAAAAUACUUCCGAUACCGAAAUAGAGAAAGCGGUAGAUGAGUCAGAAAUGUAUAUUGAUCGAUGGAGAUCUUUAAAACAGAAGCUAGAAACACUAGUGAGUGAACAAUUAUCUUCUAAAAAUGAAAAUUUGAACAUUGUUUCGCAGCCGAACACUUUAUUACGUUACCCAAAAAUAAAAUUACCUACUUUUGACGGUAGUGUAAGAAAUUGGCUAUACUUUUGGGGUCAGUUUCAAAAAAUUGAUGAGGACAUUAAUAUCGAUUUUCACGAUAAAUUUUCGUAUUUAUCUCAAGCAAUGGAAAAAGGCAGUCCUGCUGAAGAAUUAAUUAAGAGCUAUCCCCCAGGGGGUAAUAGUUACGAAAAAGCUUUAAAACAGCUGAAAAUGCGUUUCGGCAGAGAGGAACUAUUGAUUCAGGUAUAUGUCAGAGACUUAUUAGUAUUAGUUCUUCAAAAACAGAACACUUCUAAAAAUUCAUUAAGAAAAUUGUUCGAUCAACUUGAGAGUAAACUGCGAUCACUUGAAUUAUUAGGUGUUACUAGGGAAAAAUAUGCUGCAAUGCUUUUUCCACUAGUUGAAUCAUCAUUACCCGAAGAAACUCUUGUUGCUUGGCAGCGCUAUAGAUCUGCUCAUCGUAGAAUUCGAGAAGUGAAUUUAGAUGAUUCAGACGAAAGUAAAACUAUAAUUGAGAAAAGUGAUUUAGAAUGCAUUUUAGAAUUUUUACAAGCCGAAGUCGAAGCUGAAGAACGCAUUUUUUUAGCCUCUCAAAGUUUCAACACAUCGAAACCAAAAGCAGAAGUAAAACAUAAUCUUUCCUAUGAGAAAAAGGUAAUAGAGAACAAAUGUAAGAGUAGAAAGUUUUCAAAUAUACCUAGUGCAACAGACCUUCUAACUUCAUCUCAAGUAUCAAAACAGUGUAUAUUCUGUUCUAAUUCACAUUUUUCUGGAGACUGUCUAAAAGUAAGAAAAAUACCUUUAAGGCAGAGGGAGUCACUGGUUCAACAAUCUCACAAGUGUUUUUUAUGUUUGAAAUCUGGACAUUCAGUCAAGGAUUGUAACUUGAAAGUUGGUUGCUUGUGUUGUGGUAAAAAACACCAUAUUCUUCUGUGUAGAAAGAUGCACCAAAUAACUAUGUCAAAAAACGAAGAAUCACCUGAAGUUGAAAAGAAAACUGAGAUUAGUGCUGAAGUGGAUCAAGCUCUUUCAAAUUUAUCUUCUACUCCGGACGUAAUGCUUCAAACAUUCAAAGUUAUAAUUAGAAUUCUUAGUCAACAAAUUAUUUGUAAGUCAGUGCCACCUACUGUGUGUUGUCUGAAAGAGUUAGCAGCCUGUAAUAUAAAUAUUGUGGAUGAUUGUCAAAAUCCUAUUGAGAUUCUUAUUGGGGCUGAUGUAGCUGGAAAACUCAUGACAGGUGGUCGUCGUGAGUUGCCUUGUGGUCUCGUAGCUAUUGAGACCAAAUUUGGAUGGUCAGUUAUGGGACGAAUGCCGAAUACUUCGAAAAGUGAGUUUUCAUCAUCAUCGUUCUUAGUUACAUCCUUGUUAUCUACUGUGGAGACCAUAACAGAUCUAUGGACUUUGGACACACUUGGGAUCACUGACCCAUCAGUCAAGAAAAACCAGACUGAACUACAAGAAGCUGCUCGGUUACAUUUUCUAAAUACAGUUCGUAUAGUCGAUGAUCGUUUCGAGGUUGAUUUGCCCUGGUUGGAAUAUCAUCCACCACUAACAGACUAUUUUGACUUAGCCGAGAGAAGACUGAACAAAACUGUUAAACGUCUUAAAAUCGAGUCCAAUUAUGAAGCUUAUGGAGAUGUUUUCAAGGAAUGGCUAGAAGAGGGAGUAAUUGAAGAGGCUGAUAAAAAUUAUCAAGGGCAAGUUCUUUACCUUCCUCAUCGAGAAGUUAUCAAAAAGAAUAGCACUACAAAACUCCGACCGGUAUUUGAUGCUUCGGCCCAAAAAAAGAUUGGUGUUAUUGCUGAUAUACGAAGAGCCUUUCUUCAAAUAAGUGUUUCACCUACUGAUAGAGACUUUUUGCGGUUCUUAUGGCUUGAUAGUGAUGGUCAACUGAAAGUGUACAGGCACUGCCGUGUAGUUUUUGGUGUAGCAAGUAGCCCUUUUCUUCUAAACUCUACUAUUCAGCUUCACCUACAAACUGUUUUAGAGAAAAUAGAAACCGGUGAAUCCUUAUAUACGAAAGGUGUCAUUCAAAAACUUAUGCAUAGUUUUUAUGUUGACAAUUGUGUCAGUUGUGUUAAAAAUGAAGAAGAACUCAAUCAUUUUAUUAGUGUAUCAACUGAGGUAAUGGCUGAGAGAAAAUUUGAGCUUAGAGGGUGGGAGUUCAAUGAUAUUAAUGCUGAUGCUUCUGCUGAUACAAAUGUGCUCGGUUUAAUAUGGAAUAAAAAAUCUGACACUCUAAGAAUAAAUACUGGUAGUAUAAAAGAGUUAUGUUUUGAAAAAGUGACUAAGCGCUUAAUCUUAUCUACAGCUCAUAGAUUGUUUGAUCCUCUUGGUAUAUGUUGUCCUAUCCUUAUCCCUAAGUUAUUACUUCAAGAAACUUGGAAGCAGAAGAUAACAUGGGAUGAAGAAGUUGAUACCUGUACGAGAACUACAUUUUUAAAAUGGUUGAAAGAUAUUGACUAUCUGGAAAAGAUCCAUUUUCCAAGAUAUUUUGGUUCAAGGAGUACGAGUGAAAAUACUUCAGUACAUAUUUUCUGUGAUGCCAGUAAGCAUGCUUAUGCCGUGGCUGCUUUCAUUCGUAUAAAAACUUUUGAUUCUACUAAAGUACAACUGAUACAAGCCAGGAGUAGAGUUACACCAACUGGAAAAGAAGAAACUACUAUCGCGAGAUUGGAAUUACUUGCAGCUACUAUAGCGUCUCGCCUUUCGUCCUCAAUUUUGUCUGAGAUACAGAGUGAAGAAGUUUACUUCUGGACUGAUUCUUCUACUGUUUUAGCAUGGAUAACGAGAGAAGAAGCCUGGAGUGUAUUUGUCCAGAAUAGGGUGAAGGAAAUAAGAAGACUAACAAAUAAAGAUUCUUGGAGACAUAUUCCUGGUUGCAUGAAUCCAGCUGAUCUUCCGAGUAGAGGUUGUUCAGCUCUCUCCUUAUUGAAAUCUCAGUGGUGGUUAGGUCCAAGUUGGCUUUACUUGCCUGAAGAAGAUUGGCCUAAAGGUGACUUAAAUUUAGAUGAGACUGAGAUUGUUAGAGAAAAGAAAAAGAGCAUAGUUUCUUCUGUAACUAAAUGUUUAGUUUCUGCAUGCUUGGUUACCAAGAGAGACUGGUAUUACAGAUAUUUUUCCCAAUACAAAAGGAUAGUUAAUCUAAUUGCCUGGAUCCUAAGAUUCACCUCCAAUUGUCGAACUGAAAAAACAGUGAGAAAGCAUGGAAACCUUGAUUCUGAUGAAAUUUUUGAGGCUGAGAAGUUAUUGAUCAAAAUGGUUCAAGAAGAUUGUUUUGUGAAUGAAAAGGAUGAGAAAUUAAGAACUUUAGGAGUAUUCAAGGAUCAAAGUGGAAUCCUCAGACUAAAAACUAAACUUACCUUUCGUGAGGAUACAGAAGACUUUAAAACGCCAGCUAUUCUUCCAUCCAAUCAUGAGGUUGUCAAGAGACUAGUGCGAUACUAUCAUGAGAAAAAUGCACAUGCUGGUACUCAAAUUUUAAUAAAUAUUCUACGAGAGAGAUUUUGGAUUCUGAAUGCUCGUAAAACUGUGAGAUCUAUCAUCAAUCAAUGCACCGUGUGUAGAAGAUUUUCUGCAAAGAACCUAGAAACUUGUACUGGGGCUCCUCCAGAAGAUAGAUUACGAGAAGCAGCUGUAUUUGAAAUCUGUGGAGUUGAUCUUGCGGGACCAGUAAUCCUGAAAGGCAACAAGAAAUCUUGGAUUUGUUUAUUCACCUGCGCCAUUUAUAGGGCAGUCCAUUUAGAGUUGGUUGAAUCGAUGUCUACUGAGAGUUUUCUACUAGCUCUUAGAAGAUUUAUAGCUCGUAGAGGACGGAGCAGAAUCAUAUACUGUGACAACGGAACCAAUUUUGUUGGUGCUUCAAAUGUACUUCAAGACUUAAACUGGAAGCAAAUCACUGAAGACACAUCUAUACCACCAAUUCAGUGGAAGUUCAACCCACCAACUGCCUCCUGGUGGGGAGGCUGGUGGGAGAGAUUGAUAGGAAUUCUUAAGAAAUUGCUGAGACGAGUAUUAGGAAGAGCUUCGCUAACUUCUGAAGAAAUGAACACGACUCUCUGUGACUGUGAAGCAGUAAUUAAUUCCCGUCCAUUGACAUAUGUAACUGAAAGUGAUGCUACUUUAAUGCCUUUAAGUCCAUCUCUAUUUCUGCAAGAUAAUCAAAUAAGUGGUGUUCCAGAUCUUGAUGACAUUGGGCAUAAAAGUCUUAAUAAGCGAGUCAAAUAUAGAGAAAACUUGCAAAAGGAUUUGAGAAACAGGUUUAGGUCUGAAUAUUUAGGAGCACUUAUUCAAAAAGCAGGAAACAAAAAAUCUGUGAAAGUGAAUAUUGGUGAUAUUGUAUUGAUAGGAAGUGAUAACACCAAGCGAAUCAAUUGGCCAUUAGGUAAAAUAAUUCAGAUUCUUCCAGGAAAAGAUGGAAUUACAAGACUUGUCAAGCUUAAAACAGCUAAUGGACACUUGCUAAGACCAAUUCAAAGAUUGUAUCCACUUGAAGUUUCCAACGAUGAUCCCAUUAUCGAGAAAUUUUCAACCGCGAAGGUGGGAGAGGAAACCUGUGCCCAUUCUUCCUUUGAUAAGGUGUGUGGACUUGAACCUCAGAUUCAAAAGACUAGAGCAGGUCGUACAAUCAAAGUACCUAAGAGACUAAACUUAUGA
This is a messenger RNA of Stegodyphus dumicola, 4872 nucleotides long. RefSeq lists its product as uncharacterized. NCBI's taxonomy places the organism in Eukaryota, Metazoa, Arthropoda, Arachnida, Araneae, Eresidae. The record is from RefSeq and is a predicted model, not a curated record.